Messenger RNA from Hyposmocoma kahamanoa, 5394 nucleotides. It is a transcript of the gene Ptpmeg2, whose product is annotated as tyrosine-protein phosphatase non-receptor type 9. Gene Ontology annotation, molecular function: protein tyrosine phosphatase activity. Bases 574 to 2697 code for a protein of 707 amino acids. NCBI's taxonomy places the organism in Eukaryota, Metazoa, Arthropoda, Insecta, Lepidoptera, Cosmopterigidae. The transcript is spliced from 16 exons. The record is from RefSeq and is a predicted model, not a curated record. Gene Ontology annotation, biological process: protein dephosphorylation.
UGCCCGCAGGAAACACAUCCCGGAAGAAUUAGCCCGACCGGCGACUGCCAACGCUUAUUUGCUUCCAUUACAUAUGCAGUCGCAGACCAUUCUCAUAAUAUUCGGAAACCUUCCAUGACGCACCAGAGAAAUAGUCGACAGUGCUGCUGAUUUCGAGGGGAAUGAAAUAUGAAUUUCAGAUGCAUCUACUCGCACAUAUCUAUAAUAUACAUAGCAAAUCAUGACUUAUUUAUGUACAUAUAAAUUUCCCCUACCACUUACGCCCAAAACGAUUUCCUUAACACUAAACACUGAACACUGGUUUUUAUUAUUCCGUCAGUUGUUCGCAAAACAAUUGCGUUGUUGUUUGGAAUAGAAAAACGUGUAAUCCAACCGGUUAAAAUUCAUUUUCCAUCAUUUGAAUUGCGGGCAAUAAGGCGUGAAUGCGCGUUAAAUGAGUUAAAUCGUUAGUUAGGAUUCAGUGCGGCUCGCCUAAGGCCCUGGCUGAUUAACACGAUGAAAGUGUGACGAAAUGGAGAAAUCAACUGUUUGGAAAUAAACCCGCCGUGCGCAAUUCCCUGCCGUCCCGUCUUCAUGGAUCCGCAGCGAAAGCUGAAGAUGGAAAUUACUUUCUUUCGGAAUUUGCUGAAAUUUCUACGGGCAACAAAGGCGUUCCUGGAAGCCCUGAGCGGCUCCGGAGCAGCAUGCGUGUCGCGCGCGACUGCUAUCAAGUUCUUGUUUGCACGCAAGUUCGAUGUGGCGCGCGCACAUGCGUUGUGGAGGCAGCAUGAAGCGACACGCAGGCGCGAGGGCCUUAAUAAGUUCGAGCCUUUUGAGGAACCACUUAAGUCUGAGCUCGAGACUGGCAAGUUUACAAUAUUGCCAACACGAGACGCGACUGGUGCGGCGAUAGCAGUAUUCACUGCAAACAAGCACUUUCCUUCGCAAACUACGCACCAAACCACAUUACAGGGAGUGGUAUACCAGCUGGACGUGGCGUUGCAGUCAAUAGAGACGCAGCGUGCUGGAUUGGUUUUCAUCUACGACAUGUCCGACUCCAAGUACACCAACUUUGACUACGAGCUCUCGCAGAAGAUACUGACCAUGCUCAAGGGAACUACACGAGAACGUUCGAGAUUACGUCCCGCUUCGUGCGUCAUCGCUAUCAGCUUCAACUCGACGGGCGGUUAUCCAGCGAAAUUGAAGAAGGUGCUAAUAGUAACAGCGCCGUUGUGGUUCAAGGCGCCGUUCCGCAUCUUGCGGCUGUUCGUACGCGAGAAACUGCGCGAGCGCGUGCACACGGUGAGCGCUCCGCAACUCGCUGUGCACGUGCCGCGUGCGAGUCUUCCGCGGCAACUCGGAGGGCAAUUGGACCCAGACCACGCUAGCUGGUUGGAGCAUUGCAAGAAUUGCUAUACGAACAAUUUGCAAAACGCCAAACUAGACUGCGACAUCGACGAAUAUGUGAUCAGCAACCACAUACCGCCAGUUAAACAAAAUGGUAUAAUAGAGUCUACAUGUGACAUGACGAGCGAUCGGGCGGCGCGGCUCGACCACUCUACAGACAUGCACAUCAGCGGCGACCCCCCUUACACCUGCGACCCCAGCCCUCUCAGGAACUCACACGGCUACAAUGGCGACAUGAAGGGCAGACACAUAAACUCAGGGGACGAAGAUGACCUAGACAUAAGUACGCGCGGCACGUGGUCGUCAGGCGAGGCGUCGCCAGGACAGUCGGACGAGGAGUGCGGCGGCGGCGGCGCGGGUUUGACGCCUGAGGCGCUGCUGGCACGCGUGCAGCAGCUCGGCCGCCGUGGCCUCUUCGCCGAGUACGAGGAGAUUCGCGCAAGACCACCCAACGGCACCUUUCACCACGCCAAAUUGACAAGUAACCUAGCGAAGAAUCGGUACACGGACGUGUUGUGCUACGAUCACUCACGCGUGCUACUCUCUCAGAUUGACCCCGAUGACCCCACCUCUGACUACAUCAACGCGAACUAUGUCGACGGAUAUAAACAGAAGAACGCCUUCAUUUGCACGCAGGGUCCUCUUCCAAAAACGUUCUGCGACUUUUGGCGCAUGGUAUGGGAGCAAGGCAGCUUGGUGAUUGUGAUGACGACGCGCUCGGUCGAGCGUGGCCGCGUCAAGUGCGGCCAGUACUGGCCGCUUGAGAUCGGCGCCAGAGCCGUGCAUGGCGGAUAUGCCGUCACCACUGAAGCUGUGGACACUGAAGAUGACUAUACCAUUUCGCAUUUAGUGCUCACGGAUUUAAGGACGGAGCAGUGGCGGCGCGUGUGGCACGGGCAGUACACGCGCUGGCCGGACUACGGCGUGCCGGGCGGCGGCCGCGCCAUGCCCGUGCUGCGCUUCCUGAGACACGUGCGCCGCGCGCAGCAGGCCGCCGUCGCAGAAUUGGGCGACUCGUGGGCCGGACAUAGUAAAGGACCCCCGAUCGUUGUGCACUGUUCAGCUGGUAUUGGUCGAACAGGCACAUUCCUGACGCUGGACAUCUGCACGGCGCGCCUGGCGGCCGAGGGGCUGGUGGACGUGCGCGGCACCGUCGAGCGCAUCCGCGCGCAGCGGGCGCACUCUAUCCAGAUGCCCGACCAGUACGUCUUCUGCCACCUCGCGCUCAUCGAGUACGCGGUCUUACAAGGCCACAUAGAAUCUGCUGACCUGACAGGGUUCGAUGAUGAGCAAGAGGACGAGUCUGAUUGAAGACUGGUGCGCACCGACACUUGCGUCCUGCUCUAACGCCGCCGUCUCCGCCGCGCUGCAACUCUCCCGCCCCUAUCGGCUACAUCGUUCUUGCCCUGUUUCUUAUGUUCAUUUUUUAUACUAAAAUUUGAUAAUUAUAGUAUACCCACCGAAGGAACCCUAUAAAAUCGUCUCGAAUAUAAUAUUUGAACUAACAAAGUGCGGAGUUGCGGCAACCAGAAGAGGGCGCAAGUCUUUGCUCCUAUCGAACUAUGUUAUAGUCUGAAGUGAAGUUUACCGGAACCCGCCCUGUGUCAUAUAGGAUCUCAGUGAACGGACCAAAGACCGCGCGAGUGAACCAUGCAUGCACAAAUUGAGAGAUGUGUUCAUUAGUUUAAAAAUCAUUUUCUCGCUCGGAACAUCGGUCAGAUCGUUGUGAUAUAGUCGGAACUGCUCAGUGUACAGUGAAACGAGUGUCCAUUAUAUUGUAGCGCCCUCUUUGGCCAAAUUAUAUCGCUUUCUGCGACAACUUUAAAACGAGAAUUUCUUAUUUCUUAGCUUGAGCUCGAAUAAUGUGCGUUUCGAAGUUGCCGCAAAAGUGAAAAUAAACACCGCUCUAGAGUAAGUCCUAGUGAACUACUUAAAUGAAAUACAUACGAAUAUGAAAACGUUCCUGUUGCAAAAGAAAUAAGAACUGAAUUACGAUGAAUUAUAAGUAUCAAUUACAUGGAAGGAAACUUGUGAUUUGAGUAUUUAUUUUGCAUAUAUUUAAAAAAAAUCUUUUGUAACCAAAAAUAUUUCCAUAAAGUAGGGUUUUAUUAUUUAUUUAUGUAAGAAGUAUGGCUGUGUGAAGUUUUUGUCUGUAAUUUAUGUAGUUAUGUUUAUAGUUUCAAUAAAUUAUGCCUUUAUUAUUACAAUGGGAUGAAAUUGAAAUGUAUACUGUAGCCAUGUCAAGGUUUGAUACAAGUUUUAUAUGGAGGUGCUGGUAGGAUAACAAUCAUCGCAUCUCAUCUGAAUAUUUCAUUCGCUGAUUCAUCGUGAAGUGUUUCACAUUUUUAUAAUUGCUACAGUUCGGUGGGGGAAGACGAUGGAUUCGAGUUUCAUGCGCGAGUCGCGUUCAUAUAUUGCUGUAAGUUACGAAAAUUCUACAGUUCUAAAUAGUAAAUACUAAAGUCUAAUCUUCGGAGCUAUUCCUGUGUAACGAUAGUAUCAAACGGCGUUGUUAAUUCAUUUCAUUCAAAUCUACACUGGCAAGGUAAAACGUCUAUCAUUCAUUUGGAAAAUGUUCCAAGAGAGCGAUUCAAAGUUUUUUUUUUAAGAAAAAGAAAAUCAUAUCUAAUUUUAUUUGUUACAUGGAAAAGCUGGAACGUUUUAGUUUUCCAUAUAACAAAUAAAAUCUAAUUUUAUAACUCUAAUGCUUAGGCCAUACAGAGGCGGCCGCGGAAGCAUUCCGGGCGCGAGAAUUUUUGUAUAAUACGAAUUCAUAAUAUGUACUCUGCCACACUGAAACGCACGGCGGCAGCAGAGCAGCGAUGCAAACACGACGCAAGCGUGCGAUUGCAUCGAUAAAGUCGCCGUGUGUAACCCACGCCUAAGUUAUGAUUUUCUUUUUCUUAAAAAAAUAUUUUAAAUUGCUCUCCUGUAAUAUUUUCGAAAUGCACGAUAGAUGCUUUACAUUUACAUCAGCGUCGAAAUGUAUUCGAUAAUUCAAAUACAGACUGCCAUUGACAUAAUUUGAAUGUACGAGCAUAUGGAAUAUAUCUAAACUGUUAAGAUUACUUUUCAAAUGUUAAAUAAAAAAUAAAUGUGAAACAUUUUAGAAUGACAUGGAUUAACAAUACCAUGGUCAACUUCCACGUAAACUCGCAACUCGGACUUCCAGAGCCUCGACUUCAGAAUUUAGUGCGGUAAAUUUGUAUUUGACGCUUUUUAUGUGAUGGUAAUGAAAAUUUAAUGCCAAUGUUAUGAACGCUUUAAAUCUCAAUUAAAUACAUGUUACUGAUCACACUCGGUACUUCGCCUUUCCACGCCGGCAAAGUUGAUGUCCAAUUUGCACUGAAGCCAUUCAAGACAUCACUACGAAUUUUACAAAUUAAUAUUUAUACUAUAGAUAGACUGAUAAUGUAAUAUAUGCUCCAAAAUGUUAAGAACGGCGCAAAAAAAUAUAUGUAUUACUCUAUUACUAUAAUUUUACGCUAAUUUAUAUUUUAACCAAUUUGAUAUUUAAAAUGAAUUGUUGUAAGUACUAAUUUUCCAUUUCAGAGUACCUAUAAUGUUAGAAAAAUUUACUAAUUAGCAAUUAUUAACUUUGUAUCAUGAAAAUAGUAGAGAAUUAUUUAUUUUGGAAUCAUGGCAACAUAUCUACGACAGAAAGUAUAUUUUAAAUCGCCGUCCUAUCACGUAACUAACAUAUCGCCUUAGUAUUUUUGAUUUCAACAUGUGCUUCGUUUCCUUCCUUGCAAGAAUCUUUAAAUGGGAAAAGGUUCAAAAAUAAUAAUUCUGUAUAUAUUUAGGGGUUUUGGAUAUACGCGUUACAUAAGUUACUCUAAAAUAUUUGUUGAUUGUGUUGUCACCAAUGCAUUGCUCUCUUUUCUAUUACGAGUAUAUACUAAAGAAAUUGUUAAUCUGAAUUAACUGUUGGUUCUUGUAUCUGUAAAUAUUUUAAUUAUUUUAUUCUUGUUUUGAAACUAAAUUAAAAACCUUUGUGAAAUAUGUGUG